CCUUCGGGUACUCCCCUCUAUAAAAAAAAAGAAAAAGAAAACAGCGAGAUCAAGAGGCAAGAUGGCAUUCGGUCUGGUUCUCUCCUUCCGGCCGGCCGUGACCCGUGCUUGCGCCACCCCCGGAGGCGACCGGCGGGGGCGCGGGCGGAGCGGCGGCGGCGGCGGCGGCAACUGGUGGGCCCCGCUGUUCGGGUGGUCUUCGGAGCCGGACUACAUCGACGGCGGCGAGGAGGAGGGCGAGGCGGGAGAGGGGAAGCAGCGGCGGCCGGCGCGGCGGUUCACGGCGUUCACGGAGGAAAAGGCGAGGGAGCUACGGAUGAGGACCUUGGAGACGGAGACCUUCCACGACGCCAUGUACCACUCCGCCAUCGCCUCCCGCCUCGCUUCCGAUCUCCCGCCCCGCCGAUCCGCCGACUAAUCCCCUUUCUUAAGCCUUCGCAACUCCGUCGGCUAUGAUUUAUUAUUAGAAGGAGAUCGCGAAGCCCCUCUUUUCUAUUUCUUUUUCUCCUUUGUAAUUUCUCUGUGUAUAUGAAUGGAGGAAUAAUGCUCCGUUACGGAGAUCGUGCUUUUCCUCUAGUGUAAUGGACCUUGGAACAUUGCAGAAAGGAAUUAUGCUCCAUUGGCAACACUAGAUCUGAAUCUGAAUAAUUUGACAGCAAUCCGAACAAUUUUAGAAUCUGAA
Molecule: messenger RNA, 682 nt
Organism: Phoenix dactylifera (date palm)
Lineage: Eukaryota; Viridiplantae; Streptophyta; Magnoliopsida; Arecales; Arecaceae
Source: RefSeq, a predicted model, not a curated record